CCGCUGGUAUCUGGCACCAUGUCGGUGCGGACGCUACCGCUGCUCUUCUUGAACUUGGGCGGGGAGAUGCUUUACAUCCUGGACCAGCGGCUGCGGGCCCAGAACAUCCCGGGAGACAAGGCCCGCAAAGGAAUCUCUACACCCAAUGUGGGCUCAGACUGACAACCCCAAGAUCAAGAGUCGCACACUCCACCAACUGAGCCAGCCAGGCGCCCAGAUGCUUUUUAGUGCUGGCCUGAGCGCUCAGGGUACCUGUAUCCAUGACUUAAAGUUCUGCACGACAUCAUCUCAACCAUGUUCAAUCGAAAGUUUAUGGAGGAAUUGUUCAAACCCCAAGAGCUCUACUCCAAGAAGGCCCUGAGGACCGUCUACGACCGCCUGGCUCAUGCCUCCAUUAUGAGACUGAACCAGGCCAGCAUGGAUAAGCUCUAUGACCUGAUGACUAUGGCUUUCAAACACCAAGUUUUGCUGUGUCCCCGCCCCAAGGAUGUGUUGCUCGUCACUUUCAAUCAUUUAGAUGCCAUCAAGGGAUUCAUCCAAGACUCCCCAGCCAUCCUGCAUCAAGUGGAGGAGAUUUUCCGGCAGCUGACUGAAGUGAAGUGCUUCUUUCUGCUUUGCCUCUGGCAGACAUACGGGGGCCUCUCUGCGGGGGAGUUCCAGCUGAUCCGGCAGACCCUCCUCACCUUCUUCCAGGACCUGCACAUCCGGGUAUCCUUAUUUCUAAAGGACAAAGUCCAGAAUUCCAACGGUCGCUUCGUGUUGCCGGUGUCCGGGCCCGUUCCCUGGGGAACUGAAGUUCCUGGACUCAUCAGAAUGUUCGACAGCAAAGGCAAAGAAGUGAAGAAGGUAGAAUUCAAGCAUGGUGGAAACUAUGUCACUGCACCAAAAGAAGGUUCUUUUGAACUUUAUGGAGACCGAGUCCUGAAACUGGGAACCAAUAUGUACAGUAUGAACCGGCCGGUGGAAACCCAUAUGUCUGGGGCAUCAAAAAACUUAGCUCCACGGACCCAGGAAAACAUUGCUCCAAACCCUCUUGCUAAAGAAGAGCUGAAUUUCUUGGCCAGGCUGAUGGGAGGGAUGGAGAUUAAGAAAUCCAGUGGCCCUGAGCCAGGAUUCCGGUUGAAUCUCUUCACCACUGAUGAAGAGGAGGAACAAGCAGCCCUAACCAGGCCAGAAGAGUUGUCCUACGAAGUUAUCAACAUACAAGCUACUCAGGACCAGCAAAGGAAUGAAGAGCUGGCUCGCAUCAUGGGGGAGCUGGAGGUCACGGACCAGCCGAGGCAGAGUGCCAGCAAGGGGGAUGAUCUACUUGCCAUGAUGGAUGGGCUGUAGGUGUACUGGCCCGGGACCCUCGGCCCCCUGUGGGGCGGGCUCCCCAAUAAGGACCCCAGAGACGCCUUGGGGAGCAACAUGAUGUCGCUGGUUUUCUCCGGAGUGAGCAGGUACCUCCCGUUCCUGUUUGUGUUGUAACUGAACUACACAAGUCUCCCUCAAGGAGCACAGUGUCCGGAAGGCACACACAUACCCACGUUCUCACCAAAAUAUAUUCUGCAUUUUAAAUUGGA
Molecule: messenger RNA, 1565 nt
Organism: Neofelis nebulosa (Clouded leopard)
Lineage: Eukaryota; Metazoa; Chordata; Mammalia; Carnivora; Felidae
Gene: OSCP1
Product: organic solute carrier partner 1
Exons: 11
Coding region: 295-1332 (345 amino acids)
Biological process (GO): transport
Cellular component (GO): cytoplasm; plasma membrane
Source: RefSeq, a predicted model, not a curated record